This is a messenger RNA of Fragaria vesca subsp. vesca, 1698 nucleotides long. RefSeq names its product BTB/POZ domain-containing protein At5g60050-like. The coding region runs from base 43 to 1590 and encodes 515 amino acids. Lineage: Eukaryota; Viridiplantae; Streptophyta; Magnoliopsida; Rosales; Rosaceae. The record is from RefSeq and is a predicted model, not a curated record. The transcript has 2 exons.
AAGAAACCCAGUAAAACCCUAAUUACUGGGUUUCUUGCUCCAAUGGCGGCCGAGAACGCACUGAAAUCCAAAGAGGUCUCGGCGAUGAUCAAACAGGGCUUCAUCUCCGACCAAUCCCUCUCAUUCUCGCCGUCAAGAUCCAACCUUUCCAAGCUCCACUCCCCCAACUCCUCCCCCACCUCCAAAACCCUAUCCUCUCCGCCGCCGCCCUUCUCCGCCGCGCAAUUGACUCGCCCGAGUCAAUCCCAGACCCUCUACGAGAUGAUGUCCGACGAGCACCACCGCGAUUCCAAGGUCCCCGACCGGAGCCUCCACCAGAAAGUCCACAGGCUCCUCGAAACGGCGCCGUUUCGGAACCCCAAUUGGGGAGGAGGGCUUGUUUCCGGUGAUGUGAGGCUGACGGUGGUGGCCAAGGACGGGUUUAGGGUCUCAAUGGAUGUGCACAAGAGUGUUCUGGCUUCGAAAAGCCGGUUUUUCGCCGAAAAGCUGAGGAAAGAUAGAGGGGUCUCACAUUGUGUGGAGAUUUCUGAUUGUGAUGAUGUGGAGGUGUAUGUGGAGAGUGUGGUGUUGAUGUACUGCGACGAUUUGAAGAAGAGGUUGAUGGGUGAGGAGGUCUCCAGGGUUUUGGGUUUGCUAAAGGUUUCUGCGGCUCUGAUGUUUGAUGAAGGCAUUGCCUCAUGCUUGGAGUAUUUGGAAGCGGCUCCGUGGUCUGAGGAGGAAGAGGAGAAAGUUAAAUCUCAACUCAGUGAACUUCAUCUUCAUGACUCGGCUAGUGAUCAAGUUUUGCUUAGAGUUUCCUCUGAACCAUCCACAUCUGCUAGAGCUGAUGAAAUCUUAUCAAGACUGCUCACUGGUGUUCUCCAAGCGAAAGAUGAUAGAGCUCGUCGAGAAAUGAAGACUCUCAUUUCCAGGUUGCUUCGAGAAGAUUCAGCGAAUGACAGCAAUAGGCUUGAUGUGUCUAAAGAAACCCUUUACCAUCUUUGCCACAGAUGCUUGAGUUCCCUUGUCCUGUGCUUAUCUGAAGCUACAGGCAUGGACGAAAAGCGAGACCGCGGGUUAUUGAUGGCUGAGAUAGCAAGAGAGGCUGAUAACAUGCAGUGGAUUGUUGAUAUUAUGGUAGACAAGAAAAUGGGUGAAGACUUCGUGAAAUUAUGGGCAGAUCAGAAGGAGCUUGCAGUCCUCCACUCAAAGAUUCCAACCAUGUACCGACAUGAAAUCAGCAAAAUCACAGCUCAGCUAUGCAUCGCGAUUGGGACUAGACAUUUGCUGGUGCCCAAAGACACGAGAUUUUCUUUGCUCUCAACAUGGCUGGAUGCUCUUUAUGAGGACUUCGGAUGGAUGAGGAGGGCUUCGAGAUCUGUUGACAAGAAACUUGUUGAAGAGGGUCUGAGCCAAACAAUUCUUACACUUCCUUUGCAUCAACAACAGGCUAUAAUGCUGAAUUGGUUUGACCGAUUUCUAAACAAGGGGGAUGACUGUCCCAACAUUCAGAAGGCUUUUGAAGUGUGGUGGAGGAGAGCUUUCGUCAAACAUGUGGCAGAGCAGGAAAAUCAUAGGUUGCAAAUAACUGUUUGUGAUUAUCCCAGUUAAACCAAGUUUAUAGAAUCGACAUGUAUAUAGAAAGCAUCAACCUUAUUGUUCUCACUUCCCAAUUAAAUUUCUGAUGCGAUUUGAUUAUGAAAAAUGAUCUGAUCUAAG